CCGUCGACCGCGACGAGCGAGUGUCUUCCUCGGGCGACGGAGGUGCGGCGCGCAGCCUUGUCCCGGGAGUCCUGACCGCGAGAUCGCACAGAGACUGAUAAUUAAUGGACUGGAAACACCUCCCAUUUACCACAACGUGAGUUUUACGAAAAUCGGGAAGAUAAUAAACUCAGUGAUCAAGAACUAUACUGACGGAGGUAUGAGAAUGUCGCUGCAGCCACAGAAAAUGCUGCUCCUCUUGGCGUGCGCUGCACUGCUGCUGCAGACGGGGAGGUCUCAGGAAGGCGAUGCCGAAACGACGACGUCCAGCGCAGAUGCGGUCGCACUCGCGAGGAACAGCGACUACGAAGAGGAGGGAGACUAUCUCCCGGAACCUUCGGCAUUCGUGUCUCCCCAGAGCUCAAAGAUAUCAGGUCUGUUCGGGGGGAAGCCGUUCUACCUGGAAAAGGACCCUGUGACCGGGGUCGUAGACUUCAACACGAGGACAGUGAAGGUCAACAGCAGCAGCAAUAAAGUUUCUAACGACGGCGGGAGCGAAGAACAAAGUAGUGUUGCAAGUCAAAGUGACCAUAAAGAUUCCAGCACUGAUUCAGACCCCAGGCCAAACAAUAUUAUUCCUUAUAAGAACUUUCCUGGUAACCUCAACGAAUUCACCAACUUACGAGUCCACGAUUACAGCAAUCACAAAUAUCACAACGAUAAGUUUCCGCUGAUAUCUAGUUCCUAUGCAAAUACUAAAGUGCAAGGAACUGCUGGUAGCAACAAUAAUCACAGGCCUCUGUCUACAAGCCCAACACCACACCCAUUUUACUACACCAUGAACAGGGAAACUUCUACAAGGACCUCAACACCACCUUCUACAACCACCACCACCACAACCACUAUAGCUAACUAUAGUUACGACGAGUAUGAGGAGUUCUACGAAGAUUCUCAGGAGCAGAAUGAACAACAUGUUUCCGGUGGCGACCAGGAUUUCUCUGUACAUAACAAAGAGUCUCAAACUCAACCAGGAACAUCAUUUCCACACGUUGAAAAACCAGACUGGAUCAAUUCUGGCAAGCCACAAAUACCAGAAAAUCAAACUUCCUCGCCCAGUAAAAAUAAUGAAGCUGUUAACACUGCUGGGCUCUCAAAUAAACCAAACACGUCAUCAGUACAACCAGGUUAUGGUUACGGAACAAAUUAUGGAGUAGUGCAAAACCAUGCGGAGCCAUCUUUUUCAUCAAAAGAGCAGCAAUCACAUAAAAAUGUGAACUUCCCACAAAGUUAUUCUGACAAGACAUCCACAGAUGGACAAAACUUUGGAACUAAUUCAACUGGAAUACAUAACAUUUCAAGACCUAACCAGCAGUUUGAUCAUCAUUUUGAAGAAAACACAAAUGAACAAUCAAAUAACAGCCAGUAUAAUACUAACAACCAUUAUGCUAUCGAUAGACCACACCAAUGGAAUGGUGGUGCUCCGUACAUUCAUGAUUCCUUAUCAGAUUCAAACAGAAAACCAACUGGCUCAGACUAUUAUGAAACAGAUUUUGAAGGUGAAGAGGGAGAAUAUGAUGAUGAUGAUGAUAAUGCACACUAUCCUGGAACCCAAGAAAUGAAACACAAGCCUACAAAUCAGAAAUAUCCCCCUGUAUUGCCAGAACCCAUUAGUACAUCAUCCGAGCCACCAUUCAGAUUUACAACAAGUACACUUCAUAAAUACACUACUACAGUGAGCACUACUCAACCAACAACAGCACAAAGAAUUAUUAAAAUAACUACUUCAACACAACCACCAACAAGUACUUCUUUGCCAUUGUCACAAAAUAUUGUCACAUCUAUGCCUUUGGGCACACAUUUACAGUUCAAAACACCUUUACAACAAGCUACUCUCCCAAGGCAGCCUGAGCUCGGUGGAUUCCAGAAACCAUUGAAACAAAAACCAAACAUUUACCAAACGACAGUUAAAUCAACUGCUUCUGAACAGUCAUCAGGAUAUCUGCAAAAUUUGAGCACAAAUGUUGUGGUUGGCGCAGGUAUACAUCAAGUUGGUUCAGGAAGUUUUAGCCAGGAAGGUCAAAAUGUUCCUGUACGAGGACACUAUGUGAGCACUGCACUGCAGGCAAGGCCGUAUGAUGAAAAUGCAGAACCCUUCAAGCCAAUACUUGGUCCACUCGACAACAUGGAACAUGUCCCGAACCCAAAUGGAGAAGCUAACAUAGUGGUAAGAGGCGGUAUAGGAUUUGGCAGCGGAGGCCAGUCUCUCAAUCAUGAGGUUCUUUCCAGACCAAAGUAUCCUAGUACUGAUGGAAGCUUAUCCUCGUUCAAAUUUCCGACUCGCAUAGCAGAUAAGCAUCAACCACCAAAGGUUCAUGGAGUUGAACCACCACGACCAGAACCACCAUUAAUUUUCGAGUCUCCCAAAUUUCCUGGAGGUCAUGUUGUAUUUCCAGAAGAAAAGCCAGGCUCACUUGCUAAAAAUGAAUUAGUUACCAGUCAAACUGAAGUUAUGUUAGACAAAAUUACACCUCACGGUAGGCCCAUAAGUGAAGAGACUUUCCCUCCAAUAACUCUAAAUCAACAAAGUACAACACAGAAGAAGCAAUCACCAGGAAGAGAACCCAUUCAGACUCCAUCACCAUAUUUAAUUCCACCAGCAAAGCCAGAAACUCUGCUACCUACUCCAAACUGGGAUACACGUACAAAAUUACCUCCAUCAUCUCAGAACUACUAUCCUCCACAAAAUCAAAAAGCUAGACCUAAAAUAGACACAGUACUGCACAGUGCAGAGAUUCCUCCAAAUCGAGUAGUCAGACCGAACCCGAACAGUGGAAGGAGGCCUGGUAUUCAGAACAAUCUACCUAAUAUUCUACCCCAGUUCCGACCUAAUGCCAAAAAUUCCCAUGGACAAGUAGAGCAUAGUGUGAGGAUACAUCAGUACAUGCAGCAAAGACCACCGGUGAUAGGACAGAGACUUCCUGUUGGGUUAGUAGAGAGCCUGCAACCGCCACCACCUCCUCCACACAUCCGCAUAAACCGCAAUGAUGAUGCCGUCACAGAGGAUGAUACAGAGGGGCUCCUUCCGUUUGACGGCAUUCCACCGACUCCACCAGCGGUGCAGAGAAGACCUUUACUAGUGCAUCGAAGGAACGGACAGCACGUAUCCAGUCUUGCCAAUGGCCGACCUCCAGUUGCUACGUUGCAGAUGAUGCAGUCACGACCUCUUUCUAGAAGAGAUGAUUUUCCUGACGCCAAACACAAUUUUGCUCCCCCAGUACCAAAGUAUCAUUCAGUGCCUCCUGUAAAUGAAGAGGAAGAGUCCAGUGAUCACCCGUUAUUUGUUGUUUAUCCAGUAAACUCGGCUCCGGUCAACAUUCGAGGAGGUUCGGACAGUAGUGGCGUGGUAGUAGGAACUCGCGGUCCACAGCUCCCACUGCCACCAUCAAAUUUGGAAAAAGAAUAUGGUUUACAGACAGGAACUGAUAAUGGUGAAGACAGCAGCUCAGCAGCCAUAACAUUCAUUCAUCAUAAAGACCAAGAACCUUUGCUGCAACUUCCAAAAAAUAAGUAUGACACACCGAUUCUUAAAUCACCGUCUAAAUCAAACCAAAAUGUACCACCCUCCCCAUCAAAAUCUGAAUUUCCAUAUCCUCUUGAAAAACCUAAUGUUUUUAUAGUACACAGUGAGAAAAAAAGUGAUUCCUUUCCAGAGAGACCACAAAAUUUGAAUAAGAAUGAAAAUUUAUCAGAACACGGUGGUGACAAACACGACAAUAAUCCAGAAGAAACAUUUCAAGCAGAAGUUUAUAACAGCAAUGUCAAUGAACGUGAAGAUAAUGCAGAUAUAAACGUCAUACCAUACCUCCAAGAUUUCAUGCCAUAUGCUACAAAGAAACCUUAUUUAAAAGAAAAAUUCACAGACAAAGAACCUUAUGUCUAUGGGAACAGAAGCAAUGGUUGGACAUUAGUAGAUAAAGCCGAAGAAGCUAGGAUUGUCAACACACCAAAUUCAAACAAAGAAGUCAUACACUCUGCGGCACCAAUAUCAGUUACAUUAAAAACAGUGCAGUCAAGUUCCGCUCCUGUCUCCCUCGCAACUACAGUGCAUUCUUCUGGACCUUUCAGGAUUACAGACAAUCCCAGAACACCUUCCUCCCCACCCAGCCACCAUCACGCUGUCGUCGGGGCCGGAGGUUCGGAGUUCACUCUUUCAGCGGUGGUGCACACUCAGCCCCACGACAACCACCGGCCCGCCGGCGUGAACCCUCCCUCUGUGAGCGCGGUCACUUCCCCUCCGCCCCUCAACUUCCAGGCCCCGUUCCUGGCCAGCGCCAACGUCGGCGCCGCCCCGACCAACCAGGGCUGGAGCGUCGUCGGAGGCGGGGCGAGCGAGAUUGCGCGACUCGGGACCGUCGACAGGGCCGACUCGGUCGCCGGGGAGUCCGGCAUAUCGUCUGCGAGCACGGAAGGGAGUCACGACAAAGAGGCGACCAACUUUGACAUAGAGAACUUCAAACCGCAGCUGUUUGGAGGUUUCAAACCCAUCUACACCGAUCCCGAGGAUGAGGCAAGUGGACCACCUUCGCACUCGACAAGUGAAAGAGUGCAAGCUGCUGAAAGAGAAGAAAAGAAACUCUAGGCGGUAUUUCUUUAGAAACUCUACUAUCCUACGAGAACUCUCUUACGAGAACUCUAAGGCUUAAGGUAUUCGCCUACCUGGCACACAUUUUUGCUCUUUUACACCCUUUCUGAUGAUAUAAUUAUAGAGUCACCGCUUAAAGCUUCAAAUGUUCAUGGAACAAAUUGAAAUUACUGCACACCCACUCAUUGCCUAGUACAUCGAGGCAACUGGGCAUAUUUUGUACGUGCCAUGUUGCAUUCCACAUAAAAAUUAUAAUAAUAACACCAGGUAGGCAGAUCCCUUUAAGUCAUUUGAAGGCUGCAAAUAUCACUGUCUGACUUACGUGUCAAGUGAAUAUAGAAAUGGUUUUAUAAAAGUGAAUGAACUUACUAAAACGUAAGACAUUGCUCAUAUGCACAGACUGUUUAAUUUUGUAUUAAAUAAAAGCCAUUUUGGCAUCAACAAAAGUUUGAACACAAUCUAGUUGAAUAUAUUAAACCUAAAAAAAAAGUGAUUUUAAGCUGAUGCUUACAGAAUAUUUUUGGUUUAAAGUUACGAAAUUACUUCACAUACAAUGUUUACAGCAGAUUGGCCACUGGAAAAUCAAAUACAUUGAGUGACUGUUUAUUUUUAAGCUAUUUCAUCAAACAUCAUUAAAGCACAAACACUUUGCACGUUUCGAUGUUCUGAGCCAGUAGUUAGAAUUCUCAAAUAUUUAUUUUUUUGUAUUUAUUUAUUAUUAGGUGCCUAGUUUUAGAAAUGAGAGCACUACUGCAAAAUGAAUAUCGAAACAUAAGAAGUAUUUGGUUGCACAUUUCACACUUCUUAACAUCCAUGUGUAUUUUUUUUAACUGUAUUAACAAAGGUGAAUUUUAUGUAUUGAUGAACAUGAGCUUAGUUAUUAAUACAUAAGCAAUUGAAAUAGUGUACAAAUGUGUAAUUCAUAAUUGAUAAAAGCCUCUUAAACUUGCUAGUCAAAAAACUAACAUAAAAUAACUUUGGAGGUAAUUAAGUAACUUCAGCCCAAUACAACCCCCAGCAUCCAAAUAUAGUCAGGAUUUUCUAUAAUAAUUUUGUUGCCUUUUUUUAAAGAAUACUGUUACUUUUUAAAUUUUUAAUAAUUAUUUAAGUUCUUUGAAACAUUGCUAAGACACAUCUGUUCAUUUGUUUAUGAAUCACCUGAGCAGUUGUAACAUUUCAUAGCAGUGAAUGCAAUGCAAUUAACAUCAUGUAUGUAAUUAGAUUAUCUUAUCAUAUGUUUUGUAUUAUUUACAUGUUAAAGGGCACAAAACUCAAAAAUAAAACUUUUAAAAAGUUAAUAAACUUCCUUUACAUAUUGAGCAGAAGAAUCAUAGCUACAAAAAUUUUAUGCAGAAAAUUGAAACAAUGUUAACGUUAUCACAAUAGAAGAGUUACAAAAAAAAUCAGCUUUAUUGUACUUGCAGAAUUUUCUGUGGAGGAAUGGGUAACUGUUAUGGUGUUUGUUGUUAAGUGUAUCGUUUAUAAAAUUUUUAUAUGUUUAAACACACAUUUAUGCCUGGAAUUUUGGUAUAGUAAGUGGUUCUCAAGUGUUCUGAUAAAAUUAGUACAAGACUUAUAAAUAUACUGUUUUGGGCUACAUGUCCAACGAUGGCAAACGUUAGUUACAGUGCAGUUCGAAUCGGAAAUACAUGAAUUGAAACACUAUUUUUUUCGUGUUGCAUAAACAAAAUAAGAUAUAAGACUGUUAACGAUAAAACUGUGUUCACACGAUAAAUGACUUCAAAUGAACUGCACUUUGUCUACGAGGUCUACCCUCAUCCCCACCAACUUUAUAGCUGGUUUUCCAAGUCCUAAAUGAAAAUUCUUGGCAGUCUGUGACUGCUCAGGCUGCAAGAUUACUGCAGGCACGAAAAGAGAGUAAAAUAAACAUUUUAUCUAAAAUAUUAGUUGUUUUACAGUUCAAUACUGUAGGCCUAUGUUCUUUUGCCUGGAAGUAUAAAUGACUUAAGAUGUUAUUUUGAAAGAAUGGCUACAAAAGCCAUGAGUGAAAAAUGAUUUUAUAACAUUUUUCUGCAAAGAAGCUUUUCGUUUUUCUUUAAUUGGAAUGAGAGAAUUCACAUAUGUAUGUAAACUUGACUUUCUGUAAAUAGUUGUUUUAAUAAAUACUUGGAACACAAAUCAUAA
Messenger RNA from Bacillus rossius redtenbacheri, 6766 nucleotides. RefSeq lists its product as uncharacterized. The transcript is spliced from 3 exons. The coding region runs from base 200 to 4618 and encodes 1472 amino acids. The record is from RefSeq and is a predicted model, not a curated record. NCBI's taxonomy places the organism in Eukaryota, Metazoa, Arthropoda, Insecta, Phasmatodea, Bacillidae.